Messenger RNA from Chanos chanos (milkfish), 4148 nucleotides. Its product is annotated as probable cation-transporting ATPase 13A3. Gene Ontology annotation, cellular component: late endosome membrane. Gene Ontology annotation, biological process: intracellular calcium ion homeostasis; polyamine transmembrane transport. The coding region runs from base 196 to 3891 and encodes 1231 amino acids. The transcript has 33 exons. Gene Ontology annotation, molecular function: ATP binding; ATP hydrolysis activity; P-type ion transporter activity. The record is from RefSeq and is a predicted model, not a curated record. Lineage: Eukaryota; Metazoa; Chordata; Actinopteri; Gonorynchiformes; Chanidae.
CUACAUGAAAGCACUCUGGCAUCGCUUCACAUGUAAGCCUACCACUGUGGCGGACCACGACGUCACCAGCAGCUGCAACUAAGAAGUAUCUCUGAGGAGAAAAAUAAAAGUGUUCUCAUGCAGCAUUUCGUCUGUAAAUGAAUAUCAGAUCAUCCAGGGAUUGCAAAGUUUCUGACACGCCCGUGCCCUCCAGCCAUGGUGGAGAAGGAGGAAGUGAAGGUAGUGAACAGGGGUUUGGAGGAUGAGAUGGAGGUGUGGGGAUACAGGCCUUGCGGAUGGAAGCUGGUUCUGGUGGGUUUGGGGACACUGUGCUCAGGGGGUCUUCUGCUCCUGUUACUCUAUUGGCUGCCUAAGUGGAGGGUGAAAAGCACUUCUACAUGCUGUUCUCUCAGAGAUGCCCAAACGCUGCUGCUCAGGACCACGGAUGAGUUUAGGACAUGGUUUUGUGUCAAGGUGCAUGUGAUGCUGGCUUCGGGGAGGAACCCCUUCGACACCGUUGAUCUUCAGUCCUCAGCAUCAGGAGACGUUGCUUCUACGUCAGAGCUUCAGCCUGAGCCAAUCCGUCACUUUACCCAUCAGAGUCUGAGGUUCUUCUGGAAUGACACUCUUCAGAAUUUUGACACACUCAAAGGUGUGGAGGACCUGUGUGUCACCUGUGACUCCAUCCACUCAGAAUACUGUUCAGGCCUCAGCAAAGCUCUGCAGGACUACAGGAGGCUGUUCUUUGGUGUUAAUGAAAUUGCUGUAAGAGUGCCUUCACUAUUCAAACUGCUUAUAAAGGAGGUUUUGAACCCCUUCUACAUUUUCCAGCUCUUCAGUGUCAUCCUCUGGAGUGCUGAAGAAUAUUACUACUACGCUGCUGCUAUUGUCUUUAUGUCUGUCAUAUCCAUAGCUACAUCACUGUAUACCAUUAAAAAGCAAUAUGUCAUGUUGCAUGACAUGGUGGCGGCCCACAGUGUAGUCCGUGUGUCUGUGUGCAGGGGAGAUAAAGAGAUCGUUGAGGCCAUGUCUACGGACCUGGUUCCUGGUGACAUCAUUGCUAUUCCAGCCAAUGGGAUGGUCAUGCCCUGUGACGCGGUGCUAGUCAGCGGAACGUGUAUCGUGAAUGAAAGCAUGUUAACGGGUGAGAGUGUGCCUGUCACUAAGACCAGUUUACCCAGCGCCGGUGCGGAAAGCCAUAGCAUCUACAGCACAGAGCAGCACAAGAGACACACACUGUUUUGUGGGACAGACAUUAUCCAGACACGUUUCUACACUGGAGAGCUGGUUAAGGCACUGGUGGUGCGAACAGGGUUCUGUACAGAGAAAGGGCAGUUGGUACGUUCUAUUCUUUACCCCAAACCCACAGACUUUAAGCUGUACAGAGAUGCCUACCUGUUCCUACUGUGUCUGGUUGGAGUGGCUGGUAUUGGCUUCGUGUAUACCAUCAUCCUAAGCAUCUUGAACAAGGUUCCAGCUAAAACCAUUAUUAUAGAGUCUCUGGAUAUCAUCACCAUCACAGUACCACCAGCCCUGCCCGCUGCCAUGACGGCUGGCAUCGUCUACGCCCAGCGCCGCCUCAAACGUGCUGGAAUUUUCUGCAUCAGUCCACAGAGGAUCAACAUCUGUGGGCAGCUCAACCUGGUGUGCUUUGACAAGACAGGCACACUGACUGAAGACGGCUUGGACCUGUGGGCUAUUCAGAGAGCUGAGAAUAGCAGUUUUUGUCUGCCAGAGCAGGAGCCUGAUAAGGAUGCACUGGUUCAGUCUGCAUUUGUAGCGUGCAUGGCCACUUGUCACUCUCUCACUAAGAUUGACGGCCAGCUCUCUGGAGACCCUCUGGACCUUAAGAUGUUCCAAGCCACGGGCUGGAUUCUUGAGGAGGCUACAGAAGAGGAGACCUCGCUCCACAACCCAAUAAUGCCUACAGUUGUACGGCCACCCAAACAGCCAGCGCCAGAUGUCAACAUAACUCCAGAACAGAGCAUGGAACUGUAUGAGCUACCGUGCUCAUAUGAGAUCGGGAUCGUUCGUCAAUUCCCAUUCUCCUCAGCUUUGCAGAGGAUGAGUGUGGUUGCCAGGCAACUGGGAGGGAAGUACAUGGAAGCCUACCUAAAGGGGGCGCCAGAGGUUGUGGCCAGUCUCUGCAAACAAGCAACAGUUCCAACAAACUUCUCCCAAGUUCUGGAGGACUACACCAGCCAAGGGUUCCGUGUCAUUGCUUUAGCUUACCGCCGGCUAGAAUCAAAAUUUACCUGGCAUAGAGUACAGACCCUUGACAGAGAUCAUAUCGAGAGCAACAUGGAGUUCCUGGGCUUGGUCAUUAUGCAGAACAAACUGAAGGCAGAGACCCCUGGGAUACUGGAGGACCUCAGGAAGGCUAACAUUCGCACUGUCAUGGUCACAGGUGACAACAUGCUGACGGCUGUCUCCGUGGCCAGAGACUGUGGCAUGAUUGGUUCCAAUGAGAGAGUCAUCAUAGCAGAUGCUGUCCCCCCUAAAAGUGGCCACACUGCCAAGAUUAACUGGCACUACACAGACAGUCCCCGCCCUCUGGCCAAUAAGGACAGCCGGUUUCAGGUCGUGGAUAUUGAGUCACAUGACCAUAACUGUGAGGAUCAGCCCAGAAAGAAGGAGAAGUUCCAUUUUGCCAUGACUGGUCGAUCUCUCAGCACUGUUAUCGAACACUUUCCAGACCUGGUCCCAAAGCUGGUUCUCCAUGGAACAGUGUUUGCCAGGAUGGCUCCAGACCAGAAGACCCAGCUGAUAGAGAUCUUGCAGAGUGUUGACUAUUUUGUUGGCAUGUGUGGUGAUGGAGCCAAUGACUGUGGUGCCCUGAAGAGAGCUCACAGUGGAAUCUCUCUGUCUGAACUGGAAGCUUCUGUCGCCUCCCCGUUCACCUCCACAACCUCCAACAUAUCCUGUGUUCCAAGCCUAAUCAGAGAAGGCCGCGCAGCUCUCAUCACCUCAUUCUGUGUCUUUAAGUUCAUGGCUCUCUACAGCAUCAUUCAGUACAUAAGCGUCACUCUCCUCUACUCUAUCCUUAGCAACCUGGGAGACUUCCAGUUCCUCUUCAUUGACGUUGCCAUCAUUCUCAUAAUAGCCUUUACAAUGAGUCUAAAUCCUGCCACGAAGGAGCUGGUACCAGACCGACCCCCGUCCAGCCUGAUCUCAGGGCCCCUGCUUUUCUCUGUGCUCACUCAGAUCCUGGUUUGCCUGGGCUUCCAGGCCCUGGCCUUCUUCUUGGUCAAGAGCCAGCUCUGGUAUGAGAUAUGGACUCCACAGUCUGAUGCCUGUAACUCAUCAAGUUCUGCAUUCUCUAUGGACACCAAUGUAACAAAUCCACACGAACACAAAAACAUCAAGAACUACGAAAACACCACGCUCUUCUACGUCUCAUCCUUCCAGUAUCUUAUCGUCGCCAUCGUCUUCUCCAAAGGGAAACCCUUCAGACAACCUACCUAUAAGAACUGGCCAUUUGUGAUGUCUACUCUCAGUUUGUACAUCUUCCUCUUCCUCAUUAUGCUCUACCCUAUCUCUGCCAUUGACAACUUCUUAGAGAUUGUGUGUGUUCCCCAUGAGUGGAGGAGCGCUAUGGUCAUUAUGAUUGUCAUGAAUGCAGUAGUGUCUACUUUGAUUGAGACUCUGGUCCUUGAUAUCGUCUUAAGGAGACUUGUGUUCACCCAAGACAAAAUGGAAAGCCACAGGGUGGCGUCUGCUGCCCAGCACUCUCAGUCAGCGAACGAUCGAUGGGGUCGUGCGUUCUUGAUCUGGCUGUGCUGUCUCAGGGGGAAAACGCCUCAGGCACGCUACAUGAACCUGGCCCAGGAGCUCCAGGAUGACCCAGAAUGGCCCCCCAAACCUCAGACAUGCACUCAGAACAGGGCCUGCCGCCUCUCUGUCACCCUGUGAACCAUCCCGGUGCUAAUACUGGACAACGUGGAACAGGACUGCCCUGUCUCAGAAACCAUCUCUGUGUUGGUGCUGGAGUGUGGGCAUCGAUACAGGGCCAAAGGCUCUUCCACACUGACCAAUCAAACUGGCCAACUUAGAGUGAUCAGGGGGGAAAAAAUACGCUGUUGUUAAAUUGUCAACCAGGUUCACUUUCUAAAACAAAUACCAGCCAUUACAAACAGACAUUUUUAACCCACAUCAGAGUUUGUGUGUGU